AUGUGUCUAGAAUAUGGGAAAAUUAGACAGGAUCCAAAUGAAGAUACAGAGUGGAAUGAAAUCCUAAGAGACUUUGGCAUUCUUCCCCCAAAAGAAGAGCCGAAAGAUGAAAUUGAAGAAAUGGUUUUACGUUUACAGAAAGAAGCAAUGGUUAAACCAUAUGAGAAGAUGAGUCUUGCACAGUUGAAGGAAGCUGAAGAUGAAUUUGAUGACGAAGAUAUGCAAGCUAUUGAAAUAUAUAGAGAAAAGCGCAUGCAGGAAUGGAAAGCCCUUAGGAUAAAACAGAAAUUUGGAGAAUUAAAAGAAAUUUCUGGAAAUCAGUAUGUGAAUGAAGUCACAAAUGCUGACAAGGAUGUGUGGGUUAUAAUUCAUCUGUAUAGAUCAAGCAUCCCAAUGUGUUUGUUGGUUAACCAUCAUCUCAGUCUCCUAGCGAGAAAGUUUCCUGAAACUAAAUUUGUUAAAGCCAUUGUGAACAGCUGUAUUCAGCAUUACCAUGACAACUGUUUACCAACCAUUUUUGUUUAUAAAAAUGGUCAGAUAGAAGGAAAAUUCAUCGGAAUUUUAGAAUGUGGAGGCAUAAAUCUCAAGGUAGAAGAACUUGAAUGGAAGCUAGCAGAAGUUGGAGCAAUACAGACUGAUUUGGAAGAAAACCCCAAAAAAGGCAUUGUAGAUGUGAUGGUAUCUUCAAUUAGAAACACUUCUAUUUAUGAAGAUAGCAAUAGCUCCAACAGUGAUAAUGAGGAUGCCAAAUAGGGCUAUUUAAUAAAUAGCUUU
Molecule: messenger RNA, 774 nt
Organism: Elephantulus edwardii (Cape elephant shrew)
Lineage: Eukaryota; Metazoa; Chordata; Mammalia; Macroscelidea; Macroscelididae
Gene: PDCL2
Product: phosducin-like 2
Exons: 6
Coding region: 1-753 (250 amino acids)
Biological process (GO): protein folding
Cellular component (GO): cytoplasm
Source: RefSeq, a predicted model, not a curated record